AUGAAUACAAAUGGGAUCUCGAAGGACCCUGAGAUCCCGCAGGCUCCUUCGUCCGCCACAUCUGAAACUCACGAAGAAGCGUGGGAGGACGUUCAAGAUUUGAACUAUGUUCGCCCUGCGCUGAGGCCCGCACGCGGCGGCAACCCCCGUCGACGAAGAGCUGGGUACAAGACAACCCUCGUCGCGCAGACUGCACCAUCUCGCAAGGCAGCGACGUUAAGACCUCUGCAUCAGGACGCAGCGGAGCCACCAGUAAUCGACCAGCACCAGGUGCGGCGCGCCCUGAGGGUCGUGGCAGCGUUCACAAUCCGAUAUGUGGGCGACGUCCUAACCACCGCCGUGCGCCUCUUGCGUAAACCACUGGGAAUCCUCCUUUUUAUCUGGAUUCUUGGUGUUCUCUUCACCACACUGAAUCAUACAUUCCGCACCGUCUUCUCCCCAUUCUGCAUUAUCCCGGGUAUAUCUCGUUCCGCUCUGUGCAUCACACCACAGCCCAAUGGCGGGAAGAAGCAACAUUCAGUUGAUUUCGGGAGGUUGAUGGACGUGCAGGGUUCUACCUUUGAGCAACUGCUUGAUGACUCUGUGGACAGCUCAGGCUUGAGUCUCGAGAUCAAGAAAGCCGAAAUAGCCACAAGCGACCUAAUCGUGGUAGUUCGCGCAAGUAAUCUGAAAAGCAAGGAAUUAUUGGCGGAUACCUUGGCUGAAUUUCACGAGACGGGUAAGAAGGCUGGCCGAGGCUUGCAGACAUUCGCAGCCAAGACGGCAGGUGCAGUAGACAACAUCAUGGCCGUUAAUGACUUCGCUAUGCGACAAAUUGAGGCGGCUAAUGUCAAACCUUCGGCCUUGAGCAUUGUGUGGCCCUUCUCCUCCCGUCCCCAAACUAAGGAAGUGGUUCUGCGGACAUUCCGUGCAGCUAUGGAUGUUCUUGCGACCAAUAUGCAGCGACUGAUCAUCGAGGCUGAGGCGAACCUGCUGAACUUAGACAGACUCGAAGAAAUUCUCGUCACACUGCAUGACAUCGUCCAUCGAGAGGACGCGUCUAUCUCAUCUGCACACAGCGAACUCUUGUCCGAGCUCUGGACCAAGUUGGGCGGGAAUAAGCGCGAAGUUCGCAGCCAGCGGCAGCAUCUCAUGCUUCUGCGGAACCUCACUGCUUACCGGAGUCGUGCGCUCGCUCAUGUCGUAGGUGCCUUGCAGACCCUGCAGGCUAUGAGUGCCGACUUGGAAGACCUGAGAGAGAGAGUCGCUGCACCAGAGCUCAUGGGAGAGCAUAUUCCCCUGGAGGUGCACAUGAAGAGCAUUGGGAGCGGUAUCGAGAGGUUGAAGGAAGGGAAGAUGAAGGCAAAGGAACGGCAGGUGCAGGUUUUGCGCGGUAUCUUGGGCACGGAGGAUCUCGUGGACUGA
Messenger RNA from Sparassis crispa, 1404 nucleotides. RefSeq lists its product as hypothetical. The transcript has 3 exons. Bases 1 to 1404 code for a protein of 467 amino acids. NCBI's taxonomy places the organism in Eukaryota, Fungi, Basidiomycota, Agaricomycetes, Polyporales, Sparassidaceae. The record is from RefSeq and is a predicted model, not a curated record.